Messenger RNA from Closterium sp. NIES-65, 2973 nucleotides. Lineage: Eukaryota; Viridiplantae; Streptophyta; Zygnematophyceae; Desmidiales; Closteriaceae. The record is from the annotation of a GenBank genome assembly.
AUGGCUAGCCCUCCAGUUCUCUCGUUCGAUGCUGAGGGCCGCCCGAUUAAGUUUGAGACCUGGCUCGAUGAUCUGCACCUGUUCCUCCAGCUCACUGCCAGAGAGGAUAUCUCGCUGUACGAUCACGCACUAGGCACAGUCCCUCCUCCUGCUACUACUGCUGCUGCUACUGCUCGCUCACAGUGGCAGACUCGCGAUGCCCACGCCCGCUUUGCUAUUCGAAACUCCCUGCCAGUCGACGAGCGCGAGCACUUUGGCCAGCAUCAGACUGCGCAGGCCCUGUACACUGCUGUAGUUGCGCGCUACUCCUCCCCGGCCUCAGCUGCACUAGGCCGCCUCUCGCUUCCCUACCUGUUCCCCGACCUGUCCGCCUUCCAGACAGUUGCUGACCUCAUCACUCACCUCCGCACUAGUGAUGCCCGCUUCCGUGCCGCCAUGCCCGCUGAGUUUCUUGCCUCCAACCCUCCCCCGCUCUGGCUCACUCUCUACCACCUAGUCACCCGCCUCCCUGACACUCUGCGUACAGUCAGGGACCACUUCCUAGCUCGCUGCCCCACUGAGCUCACCAUUACCGCCCUAGAGAAGGAACUACUUGCAGCUGAGAAGAGUAUUGUAGCUGUAGGUACCUCUCGUGGCGACCCCCGCACCCCUUUCUUCGAGGGGUGUUCCCCCUCCCCCCUGCUCCCCUCUGUCGCCUCUGCUGCUGCUGUCGACCUCCUUGGUGCUGAGCAGGUCGGCUCUGCGUCCGCUCCCAGCGGGCGUCGCAGCGGCAAGGGCAGGGGAGGCAAGGGCGGUGGGGGUGACGGCGGGGGAGGCGGUGGUGGGGGUGGUGGCGGCGGUGGGGGUGGUGGCGGGGCUGGAGGGGCUAGUGGCAGCGGUGGGAGUGGUGGAGGCACCGGCGGCGGCGGUGGCCGGGGUGAGGGCAGUGGUGGUGGCGGCAGUGGACGUGGAGGCGGCAGGGGCGGUGGUGGUCGUGGUGGAGGCGGCGGUGGUGGUUGUGGAGGCUCUGGCACUGGCCAGAGCGCGCAGCACCCUCAGUCCUCCCAGGAGCUUCGUGAGUGGUACUUACAGCACGGGGGUGGGGGGGGUAGCCUUAGUUGCACGUACGUCAUCCGCACUGGUCGCCGCAAGGGACAGACGUGCGGGAGGGCGCACACUGCGCAGCGCUGCUUCUCUCGCCUAGAUGACGCGUGGCGUGCUCAGUUUCCUGACGCUCCUGAGCUCCCUCAGUGGGCUGAUCUCCUCAAGAAGGAUAUCGAUAUCUAUGCUCUUGAUUUUGAUGUUAUUCUCAAAGCCAUGUAUGCAUUGACUAUUAGUGGAGAGGAGGACCAGUAUCUGUGUGUUCCGCCUGACCCAAGCAUCCGCACGAGUGAGGCUGCAGCCCUAGGUGCUUGCGUGUCUGCUGCCCCAGGUGCUAGUGAGGCUACUGCUCUAGGUGCUUGUGUGUCCGCCACCCCAGUCGCUGUCUCGCUCGCUGACCCCUCUGGGGGUCCGGUCAUUGCGACCUCCUCCACUGUCCUUCCUUGUCCUGCUGUCCCGUCGGGCACACUGUCAGGUCUCCACCUCCCCUCGUUCUCUACGAACUUGGUGGCGGGUUGUGCGCUUCAGGAUGGGGGUGUUCACCAGUUCACCCUUGCCUACGAGCGUGUGACACACUGCACGUGUGCUCGGACGGGCCGUCACCUGGCUACCUUCACUCGGCAGCCGGGGUCGGACCUGUACACACUGACCACUGAGUCCCCUCAGGUAGCGGCGUCUGCGUCUGCGUCAGGUCAGCUGUCUGCCCCCUGCUCGUGUCGCUCUCUAGCGCACAAGACUGUCCUCUGGCACCACCGACUUGGUCACCCGUCAGUGCAGCGCCUUCGGGGCAUGCACUCCCGGUACCUUGUCUCUGGUCUUCCUCGGGUACUCCCUCCCCUCCCACCCUCCCUUGCUCCUGCUUGUCUUCCCUGUCUCGAGGGGCGGCAGCGCGCUGCCCCUCACUCCUCCUCGUUCCCCCCGACGACAGCUCCUUUGCAGACGCUCCACAUGGACGUGUGGGGCCCAGCCCGCGUUCGUGGUCAGGGCCAGGAGAGGUACUUCUUGAUCGUCGUUGACGACUACUCGCGCUACACCACGGUCUUCCCCUUGCGCACCAAGGGUGAAGUCCCUGAUGUCCUGAUCCCUUGGAUCAGCAGAGCACGUCUUCAGCUGCGAGAGCGUUUUCGCUCGGAGUUUCCUGUCCUGCGCUUGCACUCUGACAGAGGUGGCGAGUUCUCCUCCGACCUCUUGGCAGCCUACUGUGCCGAGCACGGCAUUCGCCAGUCGUUCACGCUUCCGGCCUCUCCACAGCAGAAUGGCGUUGCUGAGCGCCGCAUUGGCUUGGUCAUGGAGGUCGCUCGUACCUCCUUAGUCCACGCGGCUGCCCCCCACUUUCUGUGGCCGUUUGCGGUCCGGUACGCUGCGCAUCAGCUCAACCUCUGGCCCCGUGUCUCCGCUCCGGAGACCUCGCCCACACUGCUGUGGACGGGGGAGGUUGGCGAUGCGUCACGCUUCCGUGUCUGGGGAUCCCGAGCUUUUGUUUGCAACACGUCUGCGGACAAGCUCUCCUCCCGCACUGCUCCCUGUGUCUUUCUUGGCUUUGUCCCGGAUGCGUCUGGCUGGCAGUUUUACCACCCCGCCUCGCACCGCAUCUUCCCCUCUCAGGACGUUACUUUUGACGAGUCCGUGCCCUUCUACCGCCUCUUCCCCUACCGCACUGCCCCGCUCCCUCCCCCGCCUCUCUUCCUCGCGCCAGGUGCUGCAGUGGUAGACCCCCUUCCCCCUCAGGGUGCCGCUCCCUCAAGUGUCUCUCAGGUAGACCUGGUUGAGCCUGCCGAGGUAGCUGUCGACUCGCGUCCUGCUAGAGGUGCUGAGCCUGAGCGUGCGGAGCCUGAGCGUGCGGAGCCUGAGCGUGCGGAGCCUGAGCGGGUGGAGUCUGGGGGUGCUGAUUGA